UGCUGCAGCAGACUCAAAAAGCUAAGUAAACUACUCAAGUCCCUCCCUUUUCCGGCGUCGCUAUUCUCAGUCUCAUUCUGUCUCCCGUAAGUCCUAACUAAGCUUUCUCUCUUCAGUCUUCAGCCUCCGCCCGUUAUUGUUGACAAGUUUUAGCCUUUUUGUUAAUUACUACUUUACUACUCUUGUUGUGAAUUUGCUGCUACUGUUGAAGCCAUGGAAGCUCGGAUUUUGCAGUCUUCUUCUUCCUGUUAUUCGUCUCUUUACGCUGUCAAUCGAUCCCGGUUCUCUUCUGUGUCAUCUCCGAAACCUUUCUCCGUCAGCUUUGCUCAGACGACGAGAACAAGGACUCGUGUAUUAUCCAUGUCGAAGAAAGAUGGUCGCACUGAUAAAGAUGAUGACACUGAUAGUCUCAAUUACAAAGAUUCUGGUGUUGAUAUCGAUGCUGGUGCUGAGCUUGUUAAACGAAUCGCAAAGAUGGCUCCUGGAAUUGGUGGAUUUGGUGGUCUCUUUCCAUUAGGUGAUAGUUAUCUUGUAGCUGGUACGGAUGGUGUAGGGACUAAAUUGAAAUUGGCAUUUGAAACUGGAAUUCAUGACACCAUUGGAAUCGACUUGGUUGCUAUGAGUGUGAAUGAUAUUAUUACUUCUGGUGCAAAGCCUCUGUUUUUCCUUGAUUACUUUGCUACUAGUCGUCUUGAUGUAGACCUUGCUGAAAAGGUCAUUAAAGGGAUUGUUGAAGGUUGUCGGCAAUCGGAAUGUGCUCUCUUAGGGGGAGAGACUGCAGAGAUGCCUGACUUUUAUGCAGAGGGCGAGUACGAUCUAAGUGGGUUUGCAGUAGGCAUAGUAAAGAAAACUUCAGUUAUCAACGGAAAAAACAUUGUGGCCGGUGAUGUUCUUAUUGGCCUCCCGUCUAGUGGUGUUCAUUCCAAUGGUUUUUCUCUAGUAAGAAGGGUAUUGGCUCGAAGCAAUCUUUCGCUGAAGGAUGCGCUUCCAGGUGGAUCAAGUACCCUUGGUGAUGCUCUAAUGGCACCCACUGUCAUUUACGUGAAACAGGUACUUGAUAUGAUAGAAAAAGGAGGAGUGAAAGGUUUAGCUCAUAUCACAGGCGGAGGUUUCACAGACAACAUUCCCCGAGUCUUCCCGGACGGUUUGGGUGCUGUUAUUCACACCGAUGCUUGGGAACUUCCACCGUUGUUCAAGUGGAUUCAACAGACUGGGAGAAUAGAAGACAGUGAGAUGAGAAGGACGUUUAACCUGGGGAUAGGGAUGGUUAUGGUGGUUAGUCCAGAGGCAGCUUCACGAAUACUAGAAGAAGUCAAGAAUGGAGACUAUGUUGCGUAUCGCGUAGGAGAGGUUGUCAACGGUGAAGGCGUAAGCUAUCAGUAGAGUGUUGUGUGUUCUUUUUUCUUCUGUGUUUUUUUAAGUUUUCGUUUCCCACCGUUUUUAAGAAUUAAUCCAUUUGUCUACGGUUUUAUGAGGUUACAAUCGAGAUGAGGCAUUUUUUAAGACGUCGUGUUAUUAUUUGAUCUAAUUUUUUAAAAACAACCAAUGUGAUUGGUCUGGUUUAUUCUCUUUGUCGCACAAACAGAUGUUGAAAGAUAUUCUCGUUCUAAUUAUAUAAAAUUUAAACAUGUUGUUUGCCUAGAUGGUAUGGGUUAAGAAGCUAAUUGUCAAGAAAAAACAAAUGUUGUAGGAAG
Arabidopsis thaliana (thale cress) is the source of this 1694-nucleotide messenger RNA. RefSeq names its product phosphoribosylformylglycinamidine cyclo-ligase, chloroplast / phosphoribosyl-aminoimidazole synthetase / AIR synthase (PUR5) (gene PUR5). Gene Ontology annotation, biological process: 'de novo' IMP biosynthetic process. The transcript is spliced from 8 exons. Bases 214 to 1383 code for a protein of 389 amino acids. Gene Ontology annotation, cellular component: chloroplast. NCBI's taxonomy places the organism in Eukaryota, Viridiplantae, Streptophyta, Magnoliopsida, Brassicales, Brassicaceae. The record is from RefSeq and is marked reviewed. Gene Ontology annotation, molecular function: phosphoribosylformylglycinamidine cyclo-ligase activity.